Brettanomyces bruxellensis is the source of this 1263-nucleotide messenger RNA. RefSeq lists its product as uncharacterized. The transcript has a single exon. The record is from RefSeq and is a predicted model, not a curated record. Gene Ontology annotation, biological process: proteasome assembly. Gene Ontology annotation, molecular function: proteasome binding. The coding region runs from base 1 to 1263 and encodes 420 amino acids. NCBI's taxonomy places the organism in Eukaryota, Fungi, Ascomycota, Pichiomycetes, Pichiales, Pichiaceae.
AUGCUUGCACGUAAAAUAAAGCAAGCAAUUGCCUCCUCACGAAGGGCAGCCCGCAAUUUCCGGCAGGCCCUCGAAAACUUGGGGGACGAACUUGCUGCAAAUGACCCCCGAAGGCAACCUGUGCCCAUUCCAAUGCCAAUUCCGGUUAGAUCAAGAUCACCAUUUCCUUUUCCAGCUCGUACAGGAAUGCGAGAUCAGCCUGUUUCCCCCUGGACCAGCAUAUUCUCACGCUUAGCACCCGUCAUAUCUCGUGUCUUAUUUCCCCAGGCCUUCCGCUGGCCCGCCUCGACAUUAUUUCCACUCGCAGUCAUAUCCAAACUUGCAAAAGUUCCCCGUGUGGAAAUUGCAAGGUCUUUCCAUCAGGCAUCCUAUCCAAGGGCUAUGCCCCCAAGGGGCAUCUCACGGACAGUCCAGGCUGUUUUGUGUAACGUGCAGCCUUUCCGGAGUACCGUUCGCCCACGUUUUGCAGGCUGUCCUAAUGCUUUGUAUGCAAGCUUCACCCACCAAAAUGCCAGGAUGUUUUCCACGUUUGGUCCAAAUGUCACCGCCCAGGCAGUUCAGAACAUCUCGCAGGGCGUCAGGGCAUUCUUCAUCAAGACUGCACAAAGCAGCUUGGGCAAAAACCUCACCACAGACUCGCACGUUGGCUCCUGCAGCACAAAUUCUAACACUGUGCAGAAACUUUUUGCCAUAACCAACAGAGACCCUUCUUGCAUCCGCAACCUGGGAUUGGAUGGUUGCUUUGUUGAGUUCAGCCUUGCCCCUAGUUCCUCUGGUGCCUCCGCCGACAUCCUUCCAGGGCAGUGCAUCCUCGAUGAUGAUGUCGUCAAGGAUUUGACCAGCUUCGUGAAAUACAACGUCGAGUAUCAGAAGCUCGUACUCAAAGAAAUAGUGGCAGUGCAGCAAAAGAUAGGCUCGCCGUUGGUGCGACGAGUUUUCGGGCAUAGAGGCGAGGCUCUUUUCCGCUUGUAUUUUCCCGAUUGCUCGCUGAGGAAAAUGGAAAUGCUUUUGACGGAUGUUGGCAUUACCACCGGAAUGGUCUGCCGGCUUCCGGCGGCAGCUCCUGGUGUCAUUUCAGGCCGGGCUGUGCAUCUUCCAGUCUCCUCUGUCGAUUCCAGUCCAGGAGUCCACACAUACGACUCUAUUAUUUCUACGAGUACCGAAUCCGGGCAGUGUCUUGAGUCCGAGUCCUACUGUGACCUUGGCUCAGACAUCCUAUCGUCUGGAAUGUCUGAUCCGGAGUAUUUUAUGGCUGUUCAGUGA